AUGGACAUGGAGAGGAAGACCUGUCCGAGGCGGCGCGCGCUCCUCCUCGCGCUCCUGCUGCGCCUCUCCACUCCGUCCCGCGCCUACGACGUACACGUGGGCGAGGACGCGCGCACGGGAUCCGGGGCUUCGACCGCCGCCGUGAUCGCGGUCCAGGGCUGCGCGUGCACCCUGGACCAGGUGGUGGCCCCGCGGUUCGCGCGCACCCUAGUGCGGACGGACGGGGGCGCGGUGCUGCUCGCGGGCGCGCCGGACUGCUCCGCUCUCAGCGCCAAUCCCUUCCCCGUUUACACGGCCGCGCACUGCCGCGCGCACCCGUCCAGCGCCGGCUUCAGACACUUCGUUACCGUUCGCUAUGACGUGCACGUGCACGGCGCGGGCUGCUCCGGCGGACGAGCGAAGAAGCGAGCGCGGGACGCGGACGUCGUCAGCCUGCUGCGCGGACGCGGGAGCGCGUGUUUCGCGGCCGGAAGCGCCUUGUUCCCCGUCGGGGACCUGCUGCCCGGCGCGGGAUGCCGUUGCCGCGUGCUCGGUGGCGCGGACUUCCACGUGACAUCGAGGGCGAUGCUGGUGUCCAAGGGCACGUGUCUGAGACGCGGAGAGCUGCGCGAGCUGCACGUGCGCUGCUGGAGGUGUCCGGGCGGGGGCGGGGCCGCGUCAGACCGCGUGACCGUCCACUGGCGCAUCGGCACGGGCCCCUUCAGCCAAGAGCACCUGGAGCUGUUGCUGCUCAGGGCCGCCGAGUCGCCGGCGGGCCUCGGGGGCCGCAGGAGGCGCAGCGUCAACACGAGUCCCCAGUUCCUGCCCCCCACCUACGCCGUGUCUGUGCCGGAGAACCGGCCCGCCGGGACUCCCGUGGCCACGCUCAGAGCGGUGGAUGUCGACGAGGGCGACGCAGGUCGCCUCGAGUACUUCAUGGACGCCCUUUUCGACAGCCGCUCCGACGGCCUGUUUGCUGUGGACUCGGCCACCGGGGCAGUCACCACGACACGAGUGCUGGAUCGCGAGACCAAGGCCACCCACGUGUUUCGGGUGACGGCCACGGACCGCGGGACGCCGCGACGCUCCGCCCUGGCCACCCUCACGGUGACCGUGACUGACACCAAUGACCACGACCCCGUGUUCGAGCAGCAGGACUACAAGGAGAGCGUGCGGGAGAACCUGGAGGUGGGCUACGAGGUGCUGACGGUGCGUGCCACGGAUGGCGAUGCCCCUCCUAAUGCCAACAUCGUUUACCGCAUCCUCGACAGCGACGACACCAACGCCGCCUUCGAGAUCGACCCCCGGUCCGGGGUGGUUCGCACUAAGGGGCCCGUGGACCGCGAGGAGGUGGAGAGCUACAGCCUGCUGGUGGAGGCCAGCGACCAAGGCCGGGACCCUGGGCCGCGCAGCUCCACGGCUGCCGUGCACGUCUCCGUGGAGGACGACAAUGACAACGCUCCACAGUUCAGCGAGAAGCGCUACGUGGUGCAGGUGCCGGAGAACACGCCACCCAACUCGGAGAUCCUCCAGGUGACAGCCACCGACCGCGACCGCGGCAUCAAUGCUGCGGUGCACUUCAGCAUCAUGAGCGGCAACGCCCGGGGCCAGUUCUACAUCGACGCCCAGACGGGCAAGUUGGACCUGGUGGGCCAGCUGGACUAUGAAGCCAGCAAGGAGUACACGCUGCGCGUACGGGCGCAAGACGGCGGGCGCCCUCCCUUGUCCAACAUCAGUGGCCUUGUGACCGUGCAGGUGCUGGACAUCAACGACAACGUGCCGAUUUUUGUGAGCACGCCCUUUCAGGCCACUGUUCUGGAGAACGUGCCCGUGGGCUACUCGGUCAUCCACGUCCAGGCCAUCGAUGCCGACGCAGGCGACAACUCGAGGCUAGAGUAUCGGCUGCUGGAAACGGGGCUUGGCUUCCCCUUCUCCAUCAGCAAUGGUACCGGCUGGAUCGUGGUGGCGGCCGAACUGGACCGAGAGGCCGUGGACUUCUACAGCUUUGGCGUGGAGGCCCGUGACCACGGCUCCCCUCCCAUGUCCUCCACGGCGAGCGUGAGCAUGACCAUUCUGGACGUGAACGACAACAACCCGGAGUUUACACAGAAGUCUUACCACAUGCGGCUGAACGAGGACGCAGCCGUGGGAACCAGCGUGGUUACGGUCUCUGCCGUGGAUCGGGACAUCAACAGUGUGAUCACGUACCAGAUCUCCAGCGGCAACACACGCAACCGCUUCUCCAUCACUAGCCAGAGCGGCGGGGGCCUGAUCACCUUGGCGCUGCCGUUGGACUACAAGCUGGAGCGCCAGUACGUGCUGGGCGUCACGGCCUCGGAUGGCACACGUGUCGACACGGCCCAGGUGUUUGUCAAUGUCACCGAUGCCAACACACACCGGCCCGUCUUCCAGAGUUCCCACUAUACGGUCAACAUCGAUGAGGACCGGCCGGUCGGCACUACGGUCGCAGUGAUCAGUGCAACAGAUGAGGAUACGGGGGAGAACUCUCGCAUCACCUACUGCAUGGAGGACAGCAUCCCGCAGUUUGACAUUGACCCGGACACGGGCUCUGUGACCACGCGGAUGGAGCUGGACUACGAGGACCAGGUCUCCUACACGCUGGCCGUCACGGCGCGCGACAACGGUAUCCCGCAGAAGUCUGACACGACGUACCUGGAGAUUCUGGUCAAUGACGUGAAUGACAACGCGCCCCGGUUUCUUCGGGACUGGUACCAGGGGUCGGUGCCGGAGGAUGUCCCAGCAUUCACCAGCGUGGUGCAGGUGUCUGCCACGGACCUUGACUCGGGCCUCAACGGCCGCAUCUUUUACACGUUCCAUGGUGGCGAGGACGGCGACGGUGACUUCAUCAUCGAGUCAACCUCGGGUAUUGUGCGCACUCUGCGGCGCCUCGACCGCGAGAACAUGCCAGCUUACACCCUGCGUGCCUUCGCUGUGGACAAAGGUCUCCCUGCGCUCAGGACACCCGUGGAGAUUCAGGUGAGCGUCCAGGACGUCAAUGAUAACCCGCCCGUGUUUGAGAAGGACGACUUCGACAUCUUCGUCGAGGAGAACAGUCCCGUGGGCCUCGCGGUGGCGCGCAUCACGGCCUCGGACCCGGACGAGGGCAGCAACGCCCAGAUCAUGUACCAGAUCGUGGAGGGCAACAUCCCCGAGGUGUUCCAGCUGGACAUCUUCUCCGGAGAGCUGACUAAUCUCGGCGACCUGGACUACGAGCGCCGCUCCGAGUACGUCAUCGUGGUGCAGGCGACGUCGGCGCCCCUCGUGAGCCGCGCCACGGUGCACAUCAAGCUCCUCGACGUGAACGACAACGAGCCCGUGCUCCGGGACUUCCGCAUCAUUUUCAACAACUACGUGAGCAAUGCAUCGAGCAGCUUCCCAGCGGGGGUCAUAGGCCGCAUCCCGGCGCGAGACCCGGACGCAUCGGACGCCCUACGCUACCGGUUCGAGGCAGGAAAUGAGCUCAACCUGCUGCUGCUCAACGAGAGCACGGGCGAGAUCCAGCUGAGCAGCGCCCUCAACAACAAUCGCCCCCUGGAGGCCACCAUGAGGAUCUCCGUGUCAGACGGCGUCCACACGGUGUCGGCGCGGUGCCUCCUGCAGGUCACCGUCGUCACGGACCACAUGCUGUCCAACAGCAUCACGCUGCGGCUCGCCAACAUGUCGCAGGAGCGCUUCCUGUCCCCGGUGCUGGCGCACUUCCUGGAGGGCGUGGCCCGCGUGCUGUCGGCGGAGCGCGGCGACGUCGUCGUCUUCAACGUGCAGGACGACACGGACGUGAGCGCGCGCGUCCUCAACGUGAGCCUGUCGGUGGCGCUGCCCGGGGCCGACGGCGGCCGCUUCCUGGGCUCCGAGGAGCUGCGCGAGCGCCUCUACCUGAAGCGCGGCGUGUUGGCGCGCUCCUCGGCGCUGCGCGUGCUGCCCUUCGACGACAACGUGUGUCUGCGCGAGCCCUGCGAGAACUACAUGAAGUGCGUGUCGGUGCUGCGCUUCGACAGCCUCGCGCCCUUCGUCGCCUCCGACACCAUCCUCUUCCGGCCCAUCCAGCCCAUCGCGGGGCUGCGCUGCCGGUGCCCCCCGGGUUUCGCCGGCGACUACUGCGAGCGCGAGGUGGACCUGUGCUACUCGCGCCCGUGCGGCGCCCGCGGCGUGUGCCACGCCCACGAGGGAGGCUUCUCCUGCGAGUGCCUCGACGGCUACACCGGUGAGCGCUGCAACGUGUCCUCGCGCUCGGACCGCUGCGUCGUCGGCGUGUGCAGGAACGGCGGCACCUGCGUCAACCUGCUCGUGGGCGGCUUCAAGUGCGAGUGCCCCCCCGGGGGCUACGAGACGCCCUACUGCGCCAUGAGCGCCCGCAGCUUCCCGCCGCGCUCCUUCGUGACGUUCCGGGGGCUCCGGCAGCGCUUCCACUUCAGGCUGUCGCUCACGUUUGCCACCAGGGAGCGCCACGGUCUCCUUUUCUACAACGGCAGGUUCAACGAGAAGCACGAUUUCAUCGCCAUGGAGAUCGUGGAUGAGCAGUUGCAGCUGACCUUCUCCGCAGGAGAGACCAAGACCACAGUGUCGCCGUUCGUUCUGGGAGGCGUCAGUGACGGACAGUGGCACGCCGUCCACGUGCGCUACUACAACAAGCCCGUCCUCGGCCGGAGCGGUCUGCCCCAGGGCCCCUCCGACGAGAAGGUCGCCGUGGUGACGGUGGACGACUGCGACUCCUCGGUGGCGCUCAAGUUCGCUCACGCGGUCGGCAAUUACACCUGCGCCGCCCGCGGCAGCCAGUCGGGCUCCAAGAAGUCGCUGGACCUCACUGGACCGCUGCUCCUGGGCGGGGUUCCUGACCUCCCCGAGGACUUUCCCGUGCGCAGCCGCCAGUUCGUGGGCUGCAUGAAGGACCUGCGCAUCGACCGCCGGCCCGUGGACAUGGCGGAGCACGUCGCCGACAACGGCACAGUGCCGGGAUGCCUUGCAAAGAAGCACUUCUGCAACAACAGCCCCUGUCUCAACGGAGGGACUUGCGUGAACCGCUGGGGCUCGUACAGCUGCGACUGCCCCCUGGGCUUCGGAGGCCGCAACUGCGAGAAGGUCAUGGCAAGUCCCCACCGUUUCCAAGGCAACAGCCUCAUUCACUGGCGCGAGCUGGAGGUGGAGCUCACGCCACCCUGGUACGCCGAGAUGAUGUUCCGCACACGCCAGGACGGCGCCACGCUGCUCCGUGUGGUGGGAGGACUACAUCACAACAUUAGCGUGCAGCUGCAGGACGGCAGCGUGCUCCUGAGCCUGUACCUGGGUGGGGGUGGGGCCGGGGGCGGAGCCAACUCCCUGCACCUGGACGAGCCGAAGGUGAACGACGGCGACUGGCACCACCUGCAGCUGGAGGUGCGCGGAUGGGCUGCAGGUUCGACACGGCCUCGCGCGACACUCUCACUGGACUACGGGCUGCACACGGGCAGCACAGAACUCGACGGCAAGCUGAGGGGGCUGAAGGUGAAGGCGCUGAGUGUGGGUGGGGUCCCCGGAGGAGGCGCCACAGUGCUCCACGGGUUCCGUGGUUGUGUGCAGGGCGUGCGCCUGGGCGAGACUCUGGCCGGCGCCACGUCCCUCGGCCUGGCUCAGGCCGAGAAGGUGAACGUGGAGGGUGGGUGCGCCCCUCCCGACCCCUGCGACUCGAACCCCUGUCCCCCCAAUAGCUACUGCAGCGAUGACUGGGACAGCUACUCCUGCAGCUGUGACCCAGGUUACUACGGUAACAGCUGUACGGACGUCUGCUCCCUGAAUCCUUGCGAGCACCAAUCAGCUUGCACGCGCCGGCCGAGCUCCUCCCACGGCUACACGUGCGACUGCCCCGGCGGUUACUUUGGCCAGUACUGCGAGAACAGGAUGGACCUGCCGUGUCCGCGGGGCUGGUGGGGACACGACACGUGCGGCCCCUGCUCCUGCCCGACGGACAGGGGCUUCGACGCCGACUGCAACAAGACCAGCGGGGCGUGCCGCUGCAAGGACAACCACUACCGUGCGGCGGACGGCGACUCGUGCCUCCCGUGCGACUGCUACCCCGUGGGCUCGCUGUCCCGCGCCUGCGAACCCGACUCCGGUCAGUGCCGCUGCAAGGCGGGCGUGAUGGGCCGCCGGUGCGACCGCUGUGACAACCCCUUCGCCGAGGUGUCGCCGAGCGGCUGCGAGGUGAUCUACGACAGCUGCCCGCACGCCAUCGAGGCGACCAUCUGGUGGCCCAGGACCCGGUUCGGGCUCCCGGCUGCCGCGCCCUGCCCCAAGGGCUCCGUCGGCACAGCCAUUCGCCACUGCGACGAGCACAAGGGAUGGCUUCCGCCCAACCUCUUCGACUGCACGUCGCUCACUUUCGCCGACCUCAGGAGCCUCGCCGACGGCUCCGCGCCGGAUAUGGCGCGGGUUCGACGCGCUGCGGCCGCGCUGAGCAACGCCAGCCGCCACACGGAGGCGCUGUACGGCAGCGAUGUGCGGGUCGCCUACCUGCUGCUGCAGGGACUGCUGCUCCACGAGAGAGACCAGAGGGGCUUCGACCUGGCGGCCACGCAGGACGUGCACUUCACGGAGAACCUGGUGCAGGCAGGCAGCGCCAUCCUGGCGCCUGAGACGCGGCUGCACUGGCAGCUCAUCCAGCAGGCGGAGGGGGGCGCUGCCGAGCUGCUGCGGCGCUUCGAGGAGUACGGCGCCACGUUGGCCCGCAACAUGAAGAAGACGUACCUGAGUCCCUUCGCCGUGGCCACGCCCCACAUCGUUCUGUCGGUCGACCGGCUGGACCGCGUGGGCCUGCCAGGGACCCGGCUGCCGCGCUACGAGGCUCUCAGAGGGACCCGCCCGGCAGACAUGGACACGUGCGUCGCGCUGCCGGAUUUGGAGCCGUCCUUCGACCCGGGGACCAGGGGGAACCGGACAGCCAGCAGGGGGCGCCGGCACCCCGAUGGGGACCACAGGGAGGCCGUGGUCAGCGUCAUCGUUUUCCACAGCCUGGCCGCGCUGCUGCCCGAACACUAUGACCCAGACAAGAGAAGCCUCAGGGUGCCCAAGCGGCCGGUCAUCAACACGCCAGUGGUCAGCGUCACCGUCCACGAGGAGAAGGGGGAGCAGGAGCAGCAGGAGGAGCAGGAGGAAAGCCACACGCACACACCCCAGCGCCUCCUGACCGUGCACUUUCGGCUGCUGCGCACUGACGAGCGCUCAAAGCCCAUCUGUGUCUUCUGGAACCACUCGAUCCCGGUCGGUGGCUCCGGCGCGUGGUCGGCCAAGGGCUGCGAGCUGCUCUUCCGCAAUCGCAGCCACAUCAGCUGUCGGUGCCGCCACACGACGAGCUUUGCCGUCCUCAUGGACGCGUCCCGGCGAGAGAAUGGGGAGAUCCUGCCUCUGAAGGUGAUCACGUGGAGCGCUGUGGGCGUCGCCCUGGGCUUCCUCUUCCUCACCGCGCUCUUCCUCGUGUGCAUGCCGACGCAGAGCUCCAACAGCACGAGCAUCGCGAGCAGCGGCACCGCAGCGCUCUUGCUCUCUGAGCUCAUCUUCAUCCUGGGCAUUAGCCAGGCCGACAGCCCGUUCCUGUGCACCGUCAUCGCCAUCCUGCUGCACUUCUUCUACAUGUGCGUCUUCGCCUGGCUCCUCCUGGAGGCGCUGCACGCCUACCGCAUGCUCAGCGAGGUGCGUGACAUCAACUACGGCCCCAUGCGCUUCUACUACAUGAUUGGCUGGGGAGUCCCUGCCUUCAUCACAGGUCUUGCAGUGGGACUGGACCCUGAAGGUUACGGGAACUCAGACUUCUGCUGGCUCUCCAUCUAUGACACCAUCAUCUGGAGCUUCGCUGGACCCAUUGCGGUGGCAGUGUCUAUGAGUGUCUUCCUUCACAUUCUGGUGGCAAAGACUUCCUGCUCACAGCGAUCCCUAGGCUCAGAGAAGGAGGGCAGAGUCCCCGGCCAGCGUACUUCAUGCUGGGUUCUUUUGCUGGUCACGGUCACCUGGGUCCUGGGUCUGCUGUCAGUCAACAGCGACUUCAUAGCCUUCCACUACCUGUUUGCCGCGCUCAACUGUGCUCAGGGCCCGUUCGUCUUCCUUUCCCGCAUCGUUUUCAACAAGGACGUGAGGAGUGCCAUCUGCCACUGCUGCAGCCGUACGUACAGGGACCGCGCUGCCACCACCAAGUCCAUGGCUUCGUCCUACAACGGCACUCACAGCUACACCGAUGGCCACCUGUAUCGACCACCAUUUGGGGAAUCCAGCGCCUCGCUCAACAGCACGCUGCGCUCAGGCAAGAGCCACCAGAGCUACAUCCCAUUCGUCCUGAGGGACGACUCCGGCCUCCACAGCAGCCAGGUCCACGUGGCCCUGGAUGAGAAGGACUCCCUCUUCCAGGAGGCGAAUCGACGUGGCGACGACCGGGAAUCGGACUCGGACAGCGACCUGUCCCUGGAGGACGACCAGAGCGGCUCCUACGCCUCCACGCACUCCUCGGACAGCGAGGACGACGAGGCUCCCUACCCGCCUGAGGCAUGCUGGGAAAGCCUGGCUGCGGAGCUUCCUUCCCUCCGCGGUACCGACAGAGACGGUCACGUGACCAAGCCUUACUGGCCCGGCGAGUUUGUGACCACCGCCAGCGAGAGCGAGGGCCAGAGCGCCCCCGACUGCCUCAGGGUGGAGACACCGAGCAGCCCUGAGCGCAGCCUGGAGCGUGACCAGGGCCCCCUGCCGGACGAGCAGAGCAAGGACACCGGCGCCCUCCUCGUACCUAAGCCGCCCAGGCUCGGCGCGCAGCCGCAGAAAGGGAUCCUGAAGAAGAAGCCGCCGCUUCCCCCCGCUGAAAAGACCCUCCUUAACCGCAUCCACGGCGAGCCGUCUGCCGGCGGCUCUGGCCCCGCCUCUUCUCAGGGCUCCUCCUCCAGCGAGGAUCGUGGGGGUGGGGCCAAGGCCAGCCCACGGGAGCAUCUCAGCGGAGGAGCGCCUGUCGAGAUGGUGGUGAAGCCGGAGCCCCGGGACGAGGGUUCCGCUGCCUGAGCGAAAGCCCGCCUCUUUCCCGGCAGCAGCGUGUGCCUGUGGCUCCGCCCAAGGGGCGCGUCCAGGCAGGCGCUGGACUUCCUGGCCUUCUGCCGCAGCCUGCAUCUGGUCUGAGAUGGAGAAGGGAGAAGGCCUCUGGAGAAAGGCUGAGCCAAUCGGGACCCCGAACCCCCCACCCCACCCCCGACGCACGGUGCCAAACUGUCGUAUCGGUGGCGCUGGAGUCGGCCGACGGCCUCACCGGCGUGUCGCUGCGCGUUUGUCUACACUCGAAAAGGACGCGCUUUCCUCGUCCCCGUUACGAGCUGCAAAUC
Messenger RNA from Scleropages formosus (Asian bonytongue), 9320 nucleotides. Its product is annotated as cadherin EGF LAG seven-pass G-type receptor 2-like. Bases 1 to 9006 code for a protein of 3001 amino acids. Gene Ontology annotation, molecular function: G protein-coupled receptor activity; calcium ion binding. The transcript has 33 exons. Gene Ontology annotation, cellular component: plasma membrane. The record is from RefSeq and is a predicted model, not a curated record. Gene Ontology annotation, biological process: homophilic cell-cell adhesion; G protein-coupled receptor signaling pathway; cell surface receptor signaling pathway. Lineage: Eukaryota; Metazoa; Chordata; Actinopteri; Osteoglossiformes; Osteoglossidae.